GAUCCAUUCCUCCGCCUAUCACCAAAGGGGAUAAGUCCUAGGUAGGUUAGCCAAAGUCCUGGGCAAAGGAUGGCAAUUCCAAUUAGAUAGGAUUUAGAAUUCCAUAAUAAUCCUAUGCAAUGGCUGUCAGAAACGUACAUGGCGUAACUCGCGACCUCCUGGAUUCGGUCAUACUUAGGUAAACAUUCAUAUAAUCAUAUAAUCAAACUCGAACAUGAGGCCCACGACGUAUCAUAAUCUUAUCGCCCUCCAGCGGGGUUCGCGAUUGCGUCUACGCCAGCAUCACCAUCCUAGCCUAAACAUUUCCGGGUGCACCUCAACCGGGUUUCAGAGAUGCGCCAUCCGCGCCCAGGCGCCUGGGAAGACGCAGGCGAGAGUAAGAUACUUCAGUAGCACCGCCACGCUCAGGGAGCAGCAGGCAGAGGACUCUGAAAACUUCUGGCGUGUUUCGGCGGACGACUCCCAGUUUUGGGACGACUACGUUUCGACCCGCCCGAGCUACAACACCGCCUUCUACAACGAGAUCUACGCCCACCACAAAGCGCACUCGUCCAAGUGGGAGGUCGCGCACGACGUGGGCUGCGGAGCCGGCCAGGUCUCUGCGGAGCUGGCCUCGCGCUUCUCCCACGUCGUCGCCUCAGAUAUCAAUGAUACCCACCUAGCCGUUGCUAAGCGCCGAUUGGCGCCCAGCUUCGGUCCCGAGCAUAUCUCGUUCACGCACGCUAUGGGCGAAGAUCUGAUCAAACAUCACCCACCCGGCUCUGCCGAUCUCGUCGCUGCGGCCGAGGCCAUGGUGCUCAUGGAUGAGACGGUAGCGUUGGAGAAUUUCAAGCGCUUGCUCCGGCCUGGCGGCACACUGGCAUUUUGGUUCUACGGCCGUCCUACGUUCUCUGAUCUGAAGCUGCGUGCCCAGGCCCAGCCGCUAAUCGACGCUAUCAUGGUGCGGAACUGGUCCAAGGUGAUCCGUGGCAGCGGCGAGCGGCGUAUAGCAGGCUUCAAGAGAGCGGCAGAGGGUAUGGAGUCGUGGCUCGACUACGUCCCUCUGGACCCGGAAUCGUGGACGGACGUGAGGCGCAUCAAGUGGAAUACCAGCGCGACUCUACCCUUCUUCGGCGAAGAGGCGUGCGGGUUCCCGAUUCACCCCACUAGCAGCGUCAAGGCUUGGGAACACACGGAGGAGCGCGAAGAUCCGGAAUGGUGGAGAAACGACUGGGACAUUGCCGAGCUGAAGCGGUAUUUCCGCGUGCUCUUCCCGGGAUUCAAGGAAGCCGUAGGGCAAGGCGACGAGGAGAUAAACCGCAUGUUCCAGGAACUCGAGACUUAUUUCGGAGGCGAGGGGAAGGUAAAACAGUUUACUUGGCCCGCCGUGCUGGUGACGGCUACUCGGAAAUGAUUGGAGCAGACUGCAGCGUUUCAUCAUAGAUCUGGGAGAGUACCUAGCUAGCUGGCUGGGUAUUCUAAGACAUGCCCACCUUAGUACCCGUGCAGUCCGUGCAGCCCGUGUUGCGGGAUUUCUUAGCGUUACCGUUCAGCCGUUCCAUAGCAAUCUGGAGGCUAGCAAGGAGUAAGGAGAUCGAUGUUCAACUUCACGAUUAAUAUGAAUGAGAUAAUGACAACCAAAUGAGUCAAUACAAAUGAACCAUUUAACAAUUUCCUACCUAGGUAC
Messenger RNA from Annulohypoxylon truncatum, 1666 nucleotides. Its product is annotated as S-adenosyl-L-methionine-dependent methyltransferase. NCBI's taxonomy places the organism in Eukaryota, Fungi, Ascomycota, Sordariomycetes, Xylariales, Hypoxylaceae. The record is from RefSeq and is a predicted model, not a curated record. Bases 215 to 1393 code for a protein of 392 amino acids. The transcript has a single exon.